AUAUAACCCAUAAAGUAAUAUUACUGGACGCAUUUGCUCCUGUAUGUUUGGGGUCGCUUUAGUUCGUUGAAAUACACGUGCUGUUUGCACUUCGAUAUAUCAAAAUGGCAGAAAACGAUAAAAGCAAGAAGAAAAGCAAGAAGAAGUCUCUUGGAGAGAUUCAAGCAACAAUGAAAUGUCAACUUGAACCUUCAAAUGAGAUUGUAAAACUGGAAUACAAAGAUUGGCCUCUUUUAUUUAAAAAUUUUGACAAAAUGCUUACUCGUACGAAACAUUUUACACCCUUAACUAGUGGCUCAACACCAUUACAUCGUACUUUAUCUGAAUAUAUAAAAUCUGGAUGCAUUAAUCUUGACAAACCAUGUAAUCCAUCAUCACAUGAAGUUGUUGCAUGGAUAAAAAGAAUUUUAAAAGUAGAAAAAACUGGUCACUCUGGUACUCUAGAUCCAAAAGUAUCUGGCUGUUUAAUAGUAUGUAUUGAUAGAGCAACUAGAUUAGCUAAAUCACAGCAGUCUGCUGGAAAGGAAUAUAUUGCAGUUUUUAAAUUACAUUCUGCUCCAGAGAGUCUUCAGAAGGUAAGUCAAGCAUUAGAAAAAUUACGUGGUGCACUAUUUCAACGACCUCCACUUAUAUCUGCAGUGAAGCGUCAGCUUCGUGUCAGAACAGUUUAUGACAGUUGGUUUAUUGACUAUGAUGAAGAACGUAAUAUGGGAGUGUUCAGAGUUAGUUGUGAGGCUGGUUCAUAUAUUAGAACUAUUUGUGUUCACCUUGGCCUCUUCUUAGGCACUGGUUGUCAAAUGCAAGAAUUACGUAGAAAUCGUUCAGGUGUUCAAUCUGAAAAUGAUGGAAUGGUUACUAUGCAUGAUAUACUUGAUGCUCAAUGGUUAUAUGAAAAUCAUGGAGAUGAGUCUUAUUUGAGAAGAGUAAUUAAGCCACUGGAAGCUCUUCUAGUAAAUCAUAAAAGAAUUAUUGUAAAAGAUAGCGCAGUAAAUGCUAUUUGUUAUGGAGCUAAAAUUAUGUUACCUGGUAUUUUAAUGUAUGAUGAUGGUAUAGAAUUAAAUCAAGAAAUUGUAAUAGUAACUACAAAAGGUGAAGCUAUAGCACUUGCUAUAGCUUUAAUGACAUCUCCUACAAUGACAGCUUGUGAUCAUGGUGUAGCUGCUAAAAUUAAAAGAGUAAUCAUGGAAAGAGAUGCAUAUCCAAGAAAAUGGGGUUUGGGACCAAAAGCUUCCAUAAAAAAACGUAUGAUAAUCGAGGGAAAAUUAGAUAAAUAUGGAAAACCGAAUGAAAACACACCUGCAGACUGGUUAGCAAAUUAUGCAGAUUACUCUACACCUACAAUUAAAACUGAGGCAAAUGGAGAUACCGAUCCUGUGUCUAAAAAACGAAAAUGGGAAGAAACAAUUUCAGAACCUACAGGCGAAGUUACAAUAAAGGAAGAAAAGGUUGAAGAUUUAGAAUUGACAUCACCAAAAGAAAAAAAGAAAGAUAAAAAGGAAAAGAAAAAGAAAAAGAAAAAGGAAAAAGUAGAAUCAGAAGCUGAUGAAUCCAUGGUUACAGAAGGUGCAACUGAGGAAUCACCAGCAAAAGAAGAAAAAAAGAAGAAGAAGAAGAAGAAAGAUAAAGAUCAAGAUCAAGAAGUAACAGUUUCAAGUUGAAAUAAUUUUUUAAAUAAUUUUUUAAAUAUGUCCUUAUUAAAAUAUAAGUACCAUAAUUUUUUUAUAAGAACAAGCAAAACGUUAUAAUACGUUAUAAAAAGGAAUAUAAGUUUCUUAU
Molecule: messenger RNA, 1776 nt
Organism: Bombus pyrosoma
Lineage: Eukaryota; Metazoa; Arthropoda; Insecta; Hymenoptera; Apidae
Gene: Nop60B
Product: H/ACA ribonucleoprotein complex subunit 4
Exons: 8
Coding region: 105-1658 (517 amino acids)
Biological process (GO): rRNA pseudouridine synthesis; box H/ACA sno(s)RNA 3'-end processing; snRNA pseudouridine synthesis
Cellular component (GO): box H/ACA snoRNP complex
Molecular function (GO): RNA binding; pseudouridine synthase activity
Source: RefSeq, a predicted model, not a curated record